Molecule: messenger RNA, 4667 nt
Organism: Rubroshorea leprosula
Lineage: Eukaryota; Viridiplantae; Streptophyta; Magnoliopsida; Malvales; Dipterocarpaceae
Source: the annotation of a GenBank genome assembly
GGUAAUUAAUCUUUACGCUUCUCUCUCUGCAAGUACUCCUUGAGAGCAUCUCUCUCUAGAAUAUCGAGUAUUGAUGACUUGAGCGUCGGAGUGUUUUCCCCGAGGAAACAUCCUCGGGAUUUUCAGGUGUAGAAGCAGCUAAGGACUUCAACAGUGUUGGACUACGAAGUUGCCCAAACAUUUGGCGCCGUCUGGGGGAAACCGAACAAGAGGCUGUGUAGUUUAACCGGCAGAAAGACAAAAUGGUCCGUACCUUUACUGGAAUUCGCCCUCCAAGAGAUGAAAUGGACGAACAGGAAGACACUCAACUGUCUGAGCCCAGUUUGAAUAAUUUUAGGACAAUGCCAAGAAACCUUUUCGUUGGAGGAGCAGAAUAGGAUCAACUGAGUGAAACAGAUGAUGAUGAGAGAACACCAACUGGGUAUGGAACUCAGCCCGAACAUUGUCAAAUUCCAACAGGAACAAGGCAAAGACAGCCCAGGCAAGGCAAUCUACAACAGGAACGACCUGAAAGGUCGACAGAGCCUGCUUGAACAACCAAGCUCGAAGAGAGAACUAGAGUUCUCGAAAUGGCAAUGGUGCCCCACUAACCUAUCCAUCACAGCAGAACCGUAUCAAGAGGGAUUCAAAAUUCCCCACCUGGAGACAUAUGAUGGCUCGAGCGACCCAGAUGAGCAUCUGCACACCUAUCAAGCCAUCAUGAGAAUCCAAAAUGCCAAUGCUGCCAUGAUGUGCAAAGUGUUUCUAGCGACACUAAAGUCAACAGCCAGGAGAUGGUAUCACAAACUCCCUAGACAUUCUAUAGACUCGUACUCCCAGCUCGCCAAGCUAUUUUCCAACAAGUUUGCGAGCCAAAGGGAGAUCAAACGCACAGCGACCGAGCUGAUGCAAGUUCAUCAGAAAGAAGGGGAAUCUCUGAGGGACUACAUGCAGCGAUUCAACAAAGCCACCUUAGACAUUGAUAACGUCCCCGAUACCAUCUGCUUGUCUACCUUGCUGCAUGGUCUGAAACGCGGCCGGUUCCUAGACGACCUGCUGGAAAACCCACCGAAGACAUGGAAUGAAGUCAUUGACAGGUCGGCUACCUUUAUACUGUCAGAAGAUUUCCAGUCGUCCAAGCGACGAGCUGAUGAUAAACAGAACAAAAGCAAUGAGCAACCACUGAGAAGAGAGGAAAAGAAGAAGCAGAAAGUCAGCAAGCAAUGGGGGAAGCCAGCUAAAUUCCUGAAAUAUGCCAACUACAUCCCUCUGACCUUGCCAAGACAAGAGCAAACAUUGUACUACCAUCGUGUAUACGGUCACAAUACAGAAGAUUGCCAACACUUAAAGGACGAGCUGGAGUUCUUAGCUCGCAAUGGGAAACUAGAAGGAUAUGUUCAGAAGCUCCAUAACCAGCAACCAUCCCAAACUCACUUUGUGCAAGGAUACGACCGCCCUCAAGGGCAGAGGCGAGGGCAAGGACAGAGGACUGCUGCCCAGAACCAAAAAGAUAGGAAAGGGGUAGGCUAUGCUGGGAUUCCCCCGCCCUCUAGUACAACAAACAUGAUCUCGGGAGGUAUUCACUCAGGAGGCCAAAGCGCUCGAGGUCGCAAAGCAUAUGCUCGCCAGGUGAUGACUGUUAAUAAGAACAGGCCCUUGAAGCGCCCGUUUGAAGAAGCAGAAUGGGAAAAUGCACCUAUUACCUUCAGCCCGGCGGAUUACAAGCGAGCAGACGGAGAGCCCGACGUUAUGAUGCCUCAUGCAGAUCCCUUUGUGGCAACGGUUCAUAUAGAUAUUGAGCACCGACCUGAGGGUGUCGAGCAGAAGGUAGAGCCAGUAGAGCCAGUGGAGACAGUUCCUUUAAACCCUGAUGUGCAGGAAAGAACAGUUAAGAUCGGCACCAAGCUCACAGAAAAAGAGCGGGCAGAGCUUCUUGAGUUUCUAAGGGUUAAUCAAGACGUGUUUGUAUGGACUACGGAUGAAAUGCCGGGCAUCCCAACAGAGUUGACAGGCCACAAACUCAGCACGGACCCCACCAAAAGGCCGGUGGUGCAAAAACGUCGCCUUUUUGGCCUUGAGAAGCAGGCUGCUAUAGAUGAAGAGAUACAAAAGCUACUACAAGCAGGCUUCAUCAGAAGAGUCGAAUACUCCGAAUGGGUGUCCAACCCUGUGCUAGUUAAAAAACCAAAUGGCAAGUGGAUGAUGUGCAUUGAUUUCACCAAUUUAAAUGAGGCGUGCCCGAAAGACCCUCAUCCCUUGCCAAAUGUCGAGAAGCUAGUAGAGCGGGCAGCCGGACAUGAACGGAUGAGCUUUCUCGAUGCCAGCUCGGGUUAUCACCAGGUCCGGUUGCUGUUAGACGACCAGGAGAAAACAGCUUUCUACGCUGGUGACGCAAUCUACUGCUAUGUGAUGAUGCCGUUUGGCCUGAAAAAUGCUGGUGCUACAUAUCAGAAACUGGUGCAAAUCAUCUUUAAGCUCCAGAUCGGCAGAAACAUAGAAGUAUAUGUGGAUGACAUGAUAGUCACCAGCGUGCAAGCUGAGGAUCACAUAGACGACCUGAGGGAGACCUUUCAAAACUUGCGCCAAGCCCGAAUGAAGUUGAAUCCCUUGAAAUGCACAUUUGCUGUAGAGUCAGGAAAAUUCCUAGGGUACGUGGUAUCCAAGAAAGGAAUUGAAGUAAACCCAGAGAAGGUUCAGGCCGUUCAGCAGAGGGAGCCGCCCAGGACUGUAAAGGAUGUGCAACGUUUAACGGGCCGUGUCGCUGCGCUGCAUAGGUUCAUAGUCAAGUCGGUAGAAAGAUGCCUCCCGUUCAUCAAAGCCCUACGAGAGCCGAAGAACUUUCAAUGGACCAAUGAGUGUCAGCAAGUGUUUGACGAGCUCAAACAAGAUCUGGCAUCAGCACCCCUACUGUCCAAGCCUGUGGAAGGGGAGAGUUUAUACCUAUAUCUAGGGGUUUUACAAGGCGCCGAGCAGAACUACCCACUAGCAGAAAAGGCUGCUUUUGCUCUGGUGUGCACAGCUCGUAAGCUGAGAGCUUACUUCCAAUCUCAUCAGAUUGUUGUCUAUACUGAUCUGCCAUUGAGGAAGAUAUUACAGAAACCGAAACUCUCUGGUCGGCUUAUCGGAUGGAGUGUCGAGCUGAGUGAGUACGACCCCAAAUUUCAGCCGCGCACGACCAUAAAGGGCAAGGCUGUGGCAGAUUUCCUGGUGGAAUGCAUCUUGGCGACUAUGGAAGAAAAGGCACCCGAACACCCAGUCUGGGUCUUGUAUGUAGAUGGCGCCGCUAAUGUUGACGGAUCGGGUGCUGGGGCUGUCCUAGUGGGCCCAGAUGGCUUUAAAUCCGAGCAUGCACUGAGGUUUAAGUUUCAGACAACUAACAAUGCUGCAGAAUAUGAAGCCCUCAUUUAUGGAUUGAAGCUGGCGUCCGAGCUGAAGGUACCGAGUAUUCAGGUUUUUAGCGACUCUCAACUCGUUGUAGGCCAAGUGAAUGGCAGCUGUGAAGUUAGGGAUCUCCAGCUAGGUCGUUAUGCUUCUGUGGUCAACAGAUUGAAGUCAGGAUUUGUCUCUUUCCAAAUUGACAAAAUACCAAGAGCAGAUAACCACCGAGCUGAUGAGCUGUCAAAGUUGGCCUCCUCGCAGGACCUUAACCCUCAGAGGUCGACAAUUGUCGAAGUGCUUGACGCCCCAAGCUACGUCGAUUUCACAAUUGGGUGUCAACUGCUAAGCACGAAUCCCUCCUCUCCGAGCUGGACCACUCCGCUCAUUGAUUAUCUGCAAACAGACAAGCUGCUUGAAGACCCGUCCGCUGCAAAGUUGAUUAAACGCAGGGCUGCGCAUUUCACUUUACUGGACAGUCAGCUCUACAAACGAGCAGCCUCAAUGCCCCUAUUACGCUGCCUUACUCCCUAUGAAGCUGAAUAUGCUGUAAGGGAAGUUUAUGAGGGAGUAUGUGACACACACAUAGGUGGCAGAACGUUAGCUCGGAAACUUCUGAGGCAUGGUUACUACUGGCCUACCAUGGUUGAGGACACACAGAACUAUGUCAAAAAGUUCGGCAUACCUAAACGGAUCAUAGCUAACAAUGGUCCACAGUUCCGAGCCACAGCACUGAGGUCGUUCUGUAACGACUAUGGCAUUGAGCUCGCCUUAACGUCUGUAUAUACUCCACAGUCCAAUGGGCAAGCCGAGUCUGCCAAUAAAAUCGUCCUGCGAGGCCUCAAGACGCGUGUUUUGGCUGCACAUUCUAAUUGGGUUGACGAGCUCAAUAAAGUGCUUUGGUCUUGUCGCACUACACCCAGCUCGGCCACAGGCGAAACGCCAUGCAGCCUCGCCUAUGGACCUGAGGCCGUCAUCCCUGUAGAGGUCGGAUUGCCAUCUGAUAGAGCAGAUCGGCACAGCGACGAUCACAAUGAGCAACUUUUAAGGGAGAACCUAGACCUUGUGGAAGAGGUUAGAGAAAUGUCUCGAAUAAGAAACAUGGCACAUCAAAGUCGUGUUGCAAAAUUUUAUAACAAAAGAGUUCGAGCUCGUCAGUUUCAAGUAGGCGAUCUGGUUUUAUGCAAAGCUCGAUUAACCAAUAGUUAUUCACACAUGGGCAAGCUCGCUCCUAAUUGGGAAGGUCCCUAUAUGGUUGUUCAAAUUAAAUGACCUGGAUCUUACGUGUUAGCAAAUAUACAAGGACGCCAGUU